AUGAACCCUUCGCCGCUCAAGACCGCGCUGGCUUACGAGUGCUUCCAGGAGCAGGACAACUCCACGCUGGCGCUGCCGUCGGACCAAAAGAUGAAGACGGGCACGUCGGGCCGGCAGCGAGUGCAGGAGCAGGUGAUGAUGACUGUCAAACGCCAGAAGUCCAAGUCCUCCCAGUCGUCCACCCUGAGUCACUCCAACCGAGGUUCCAUGUAUGAUGGCCUGGCCGACAAUUACAACAACUACGGAACCACCAGCCGCAACAGCUACUACUCCAAGUUCCAAGCGGGGAAUGGAUCCUGGGGUUAUCCGAUGUACAAUGGGACCCUGAAGCGUGAGACAGACAACAGGCGCUUCAGUUCCUACAGUCAGAUGGAGAACUGGGGCCGGCAUUACCCCAGGGCUGGUUGCACCACCACUGGCGCAGGCAGUGACAUCUGCUUCCUGCAGAAGAUCAAGGCCAGUCGCAGCGAGCCAGACCUCUACUGUGACCCCCGGGGCACCCUGCGCAAGGGCACGCUGAGCAGCAAGGGCCACAAGACUGCCCAGAAUCGCUAUAGCUUCUACAGCACCUGUAGUGGCCAGAAGGCCGUCAAGAAGUGCCCGGGCCGCCCACCUUCCUGCACCUCCAAGCAGGACCCAGUGUAUGUGCCGCCCCUCACUUGCAACAAGGACCUGUCCUUUGGCCACUCCAGAGCCAGCUCCAAGAUCUGCAGUGAGGACAUUGAGUGCAGCGGGCUGACCAUCCCCAAGGCAGUUCAGUACCUGAGCGCCCAGGAUGAGAAGUACCAAGCCAUUGGCGCCUACUAUAUCCAGCACACCUGUUUCCAGGACGAGUCUGCCAAGCAGCAGGUCUACCAGCUGGGAGGCAUCUGCAAGCUUGUGGACCUGCUUCGCAGCCCCAACCAGAACGUGCAGCAGGCCGCAGCUGGGGCUCUGCGCAACCUGGUGUUCCGCAGCUCCACCAACAAGCUGGAGACUCGCAGACAGAAUGGGAUCCGCGAGGCUGUCAGCCUCCUGAGAAGAACCGGGUGCACAGAGAUCCAGAAACAGCUGACCGGGCUGCUCUGGAACUUGUCUUCCACUGACGAGCUGAAGGAGGAGCUCAUCACUGAUGCUCUGCCUGUCCUGGCUGACCGUGUCAUCAUCCCCUUCUCCGGCUGGUGUGAUGGCAACAGCAACGUAUCCCGGGAGGUGGUGGACCCAGAGGUCUUCUUCAAUGCCACAGGCUGUUUGAGGAACCUGAGCUCAGCUGACAUAGGCCGCCAGACCAUGCGGAACUACACGGGGCUCAUUGACUCCCUGGUAGGGUAUGUCCAGAACUGCGUAGCUGCCAGCCGUUGUGAUGACAAGUCUGUGGAGAACUGCAUGUGCAUCCUCCACAACCUCUCCUACCGACUGGACGCUGAGGUGCCCACUCGCUACCGCCAGCUGGAGUACAAUAACCGCAAUGCCUACACGGAGAAGUCCUCCACCGGCUGCUUCAGCAACAAGAGUGAAAAGAUGAUGAACAACAACUACGACUGCCCCCUCCCGGAGGAAGAGACCAACCCCAAGGGCAGCAGCUGGCUGUACCAUUCAGAUGCCAUCCGCACCUACCUGAACCUGAUGGGCAAGAGCAAAAAGGAUGCCACCCUGGAGGCCUGUGCAGGAGCCCUGCAGAACCUCACAGCCAGCAAAGGACUGAUGUCCAGUGGCAUGAGCCAGCUGAUCGGGCUGAAGGAGAAGGGCUUGCCCCAGAUCGCACGCCUGCUGCAAUCCGGCAAUGCUGACGUGGUGCGCUCUGGCGCCUCACUCCUGAGCAACAUGUCUCGGCACCCUGUGCUGCACAAAGUGAUGGGAAACCAAGUGUUCCCAGAGGUGACCAGGCUGCUCACCAGCCACACCGGCAACACCAGCAACUCGGAAGACAUCCUGUCCUCUGCCUGCUACACCGUGAGGAAUCUGAUGGCAUCGCAGCCGCAGGUGGCUAAGCAGCAUUUCUCCAGCAGCAUGAUCAAUAAUGUUCUCAACCUGUGUCGCAGCAGUGCCUCACCCAAAGCUGCUGAAGCUGCCCGGCUCCUUUUGUCCGACAUGUGGUCCAGCAAGGAGCUGCAGGGAGUCCUCAGACAGCACGGCUUUGAUCGGAGCAUGCUGGGACCCUUGACUGGGGCCAACAGUCUCAGGAACUUCACCUCUCGAUUCUAA
This is a messenger RNA of Suncus etruscus (white-toothed pygmy shrew), 2184 nucleotides long. RefSeq names its product plakophilin 1 (gene PKP1). The transcript has 13 exons. Gene Ontology annotation, biological process: cell-cell junction assembly; cell-cell adhesion; intermediate filament bundle assembly. The record is from RefSeq and is a predicted model, not a curated record. Gene Ontology annotation, cellular component: nucleus; cytoplasm; adherens junction. Lineage: Eukaryota; Metazoa; Chordata; Mammalia; Eulipotyphla; Soricidae. Gene Ontology annotation, molecular function: cadherin binding. The coding region runs from base 1 to 2184 and encodes 727 amino acids.